Molecule: messenger RNA, 1926 nt
Organism: Priapulus caudatus
Lineage: Eukaryota; Metazoa; Priapulida; Priapulimorpha; Priapulimorphida; Priapulidae
Product: calcium-activated potassium channel subunit beta-4-like
Exons: 2
Coding region: 482-1177 (231 amino acids)
Biological process (GO): detection of calcium ion; potassium ion transport
Cellular component (GO): voltage-gated potassium channel complex; membrane
Molecular function (GO): calcium-activated potassium channel activity; potassium channel regulator activity
Source: RefSeq, a predicted model, not a curated record
AGCAAAGAUUUGGCGUCAAGCCAUACACGAUCGAAGCGCUUACGUGUGGCUGUGCAGUGUUAUAUGGACAGGUAAUUGAGAUAUUGCUGAGAUAUUGCUGAAUCACGGGUACGAACAAAUAAUAAAACGAUUUAGUGUAUCACAGGUCAUCCGGCGGGUGGAUUAGCUUGCUGUGGUCGCACGUGAACGACGACGACUUAUCGUGUAAUACAAUCGACGAAUCGUAACAAUGUAAUAGUAAUACUAAUACAUUGAUGAUGGUAUUAGAUACUGCUACUAAGUACUAUUCUAGUAAUACCACAGUGUACUACUACAUACAGUACAGUGGACACUGGCUACAAGUUACCUUCUCGCCCCUCGCUACGUGACAUGAAACAGCUAGUCCUAGAACCUGGAAGGGCCAAGUAGACACAUGAAAGCUCUUAACAACUGAAUAAAGCACUGCUCGCCUCUGUACAAACUACAUCUCGAUCGACAGAGAAUGCCGCAUGCAUUCCAAUCUCACGCAUACCUAAGAAGGUUGUACAAAUGCUGCUGCGCGUGGUGUGUCGCUUUUGCGUGUAUGUCGACCGGUGCGUUGGUGUUAUUUGGCUUUGUCAUUGUGAAACCCUAUCUGCAUGCCACCGCGUUGGAGCUGACCAACUGCACUGUGCUGUUUGCCACCCAGGUGGAAGCUUGGGUCCCCUGCAAGUGUGGCCAGGGUUGCAGCUCCAGCUUCCCCUGCCUGCAGGUGAUCGUCGAGUACUGGAGUGAUGCGGCAAAUAGUACCACACGAGCAAUGAUUUAUGACAAUGAGGAGGUUUCACACCAGUCUCUCGGGUGCACCGUGCAAGCGUGCUCAGAGCCUUCAUAUAAUAAGAAGGUGAUUGAUGAAUAUCAGCUCAAAUGGGGCCAACCUGGCCAGGAGUACAUUUGCUGGCAUGAGCCACAAGGGGAACGUGUAUUGCGAGUGAGAGUGCGCAGUAAAAACCAUGUCAUACAUUCCAUGCUCUGGCCCUCACUAGGUUUCACCUUGGCUUUGGUUUGUCUCGUCGUCUUCUUCUUUGUCUCGAGAAGGUAUCAGUUGAAGAAUGACCCUGUGCAGAUGCAGAUGCGAGACUCGCCAACUGUCACUACUCCACCCGAUAAUGAGAACCCUGCAUUCCACCAUCAAUCUCAGUCAACAGAUAGCGUGUAACGUAGCAUGGUGCGAGUACACUGUGUGUGCAUACUGUGUGCGGCUGCCCCAAUAUAAUGUGCACAUGCAUACUGUGAUAGAUGUCUCAUAGAUGCAUAAUGAUAACAAUGGAUGCGCAAAGUGUAUUUGCACCCAUAACAUUACAUACCCUUGCUCAUCCAUUGUAGUCCGUUGCACUUAGUCAAUGAAUUCUACAAAUCUUUUCUGAAGUGUUCAUAACUAUGGUCAUAUAAAGUGGAAAAUUGCCUUGAUAGACCCAGGAGCACAUGUUUGUUUUGUGAAAACUUUUCUAUUUGAAUCUCUUCUCAGUUACUACUAUAGUUUACUCAGUUUCAAGUGCAUGGGGGGAAAUCCUAGGCAAGGCAGUUAUUACCGAUUAUUAUAUUCUGAUAACGUAUAUCACUCAAGAUGUGAGGAAGGAGGUAUUAUUAACUCUUGAUGUGAGGCAUAGCAUUAGCAAUAAAAAUGAGUAUUGUGGAUUAGUUGAGAAAAUGCAUGUGCCAUUCAGGUUCGAUGACUGAAGUCAAUCUGACAAUAGUGGAUUUUUAUAAAUGCGUAGGAAAUGAUAUAUUGUAUAUUGCACAAGAGCACUGCUGUGUUGAGUCACUUUGUAUGAUUAUGUUUACCUAGAUCAAUAUAAUGUGCAUGUUCAUACAUAGAUAUUAAGCACAAUGUUUAGAUAGUGCAGUGUAAAAAAAACAUUUUUGUAAAGACUUUACAUAGUAGUAUUAAAAACAGAUUUCAUCUCU